This is a messenger RNA of Alternaria rosae, 1399 nucleotides long. RefSeq names its product aldo-keto reductase family 1 member C13. Bases 264 to 1274 code for a protein of 336 amino acids. The transcript has 3 exons. Gene Ontology annotation, molecular function: oxidoreductase activity, acting on NAD(P)H as acceptor. The record is from RefSeq and is a predicted model, not a curated record. NCBI's taxonomy places the organism in Eukaryota, Fungi, Ascomycota, Dothideomycetes, Pleosporales, Pleosporaceae.
CAGGAACAGAAUCCUGGAAGCGAGCAGCUCGGCGCAUGUUAAACGACUUGGUUUUCAAUGGACGACCGUCCUGAUAAAUCAGCAAUCAAACUCUGAGCUUCGAGAUGGCUUGAUGAAAUGCUUACCAUCGAAUUUCGGGGGAAGGCGCUCGCGGUGACGUCGCUUGCCAGCAUCACCCCACCUUCGGCAUUGAGACACGCGCGGCGUCCUGGUAAUCACGUAACCUAGUAGGACUUGACCACCAUCACACUCCUGUUCAGUUGAUGCUCAAUUACGUUCGAAGCAUAAGUUGUCGCGCUCGAUACCAGCUCAAUUUCAAUCAAAUUUCGUCUUACCACAUUAGAACACCUUUCCUACCGCCAGCACAGGCAUUCGCAACAAUGGCCAACCUCAACAUCACCAUCCCCAAGUUGAAGCUCAACGAUGGUACUUCCAUGCCAAUGCUAGGCUACGGUACUGGUACUGCCUGGUUCAAGACUGGGGAAGAGAGCAAGAUCGACCAGGCCAUCAUCGAUUCUGUCAAAAUUGCGACCAAGCUGGGAUACACGCAUCUCGAUGGUGCCGAGGUCUACAAGACCGAGACUGAGUUGGGCACCGCGAUCAAGGAGAGUGGCAUUCCACGUGAGAAGCUGUAUGUUACGACUAAAGUCAACAACGACAACAUCAAGAAUAUUGCGGGAGCUAUCAAGACGAGUCUGGAGAAGCUGCAAUUGGAUCACGUUGAUCUGUAUCUCAUCCACCAGCCCUGGUUUGCAGGCUCAGACGAAGAUCUCCAGAAAGCAUGGGCCGACAUGGAAGCCGUUCAAGCCUCCGGUCUCGCAAAGUCCAUUGGCGUCUCCAACUACCUCCCCAAUCACCUCGCUGCUACCCUCAAGACAGCCAAAGUCAAGCCAGUGUGCAACCAGAUUGAACUGCACCCCUACCUGCAAAGGCCAGAGCUCCUCGAUUUCCACAAGCAGAACAACAUUGCCACGGUCGCCUAUGCGCCUCUCACCCCUGCUACAAAGGCAAAGCCUGGUCCUCUGGACGACUACGUGGAGGCACUAACGAAGAAGUAUGCUGUGAGCGAGAACGAGAUUUACCUAAGGUGGUGCAUGGAUCAGGAUAUUGUGCCCAUUACGACGAGUGGAAAGGAGCAGAGGUUGAGCGAUUACUUGAGGGCGAACACGUUCAAGCUGACGCCUAAAGAGAUCAAGGACAUGAAUGAGAUUGGGCAGAAGAAGCAUUUCCGCGGAUUCUGGGGACACAUCUUCAAGGACGAUGAUCGUUCCUAGUGAGCCUAGGUAGCAGCUGCAUGAAGCAGCAUAUUGCGUUACGUCUGAUCCGGCAGGCCAAGAGUAUAGAACUCUGCAUAUUUCGAAACUGCAAAUACACUGGCUUGUUUGAUGUUCUUUAAAAA